UUGCAGAUCAAUUUUGAUUAAAAUCACCUGUUUUAUAAACAUUAAGUUAUAACGUUGUACAGUUUUAGGUUCUUUCUAGAAUGUGCACGUCUAAAUUAGCUUAAUGGAGUACUAUAAAUAUGGAUUUAUUAAAAUUGUUGUUGUGUGUAAUGUUGCUCCUUCUGUGUCAAAUUUGUGCAGGUGAAAAGUUUUUCAGAUAUGAUUCAAGAUAUGAUAGGAGAUCUAAAUUCAUUAAAAAACCACACCUACGUUCGACACGUUCGACCACACAUAGUCAUAUAAUUGAAGAAAUCGAUAAAUCAAAAGAAGACAUCGAACCAAUAACAAUAGCAACUGUAAAACCUAAAACGAUACCAGCAAAUGUAGACAAAACUAAAAUUAAUAUUAAUUUGACACCAACGUCAAAAGCAGAGAAUAAUUUAAAAAAUAAAAAGAACCCGAAUAAAACUUUGGCUACGAUUUCAAGAAAACCUGAAAAAGUUAUAUUAUCAAAACUAAUUGAUAAAGAGAAGGCAAAAACAAAGCCAGAAUUCAUUCCAAUAGACUUAUUUUUACCAAAUCCAGUAAAAGACGUAAAAUCUGGAGUAGAAAUAGCAAAUAAAAAGGUGAUAGAUGAAGAAAUCGAGAAAGUACCUAAAAUUGAACAUGAAAUUAAUAAUGACAAAUUGAACAUUGAGCCAACGAUACAAAAGACAAGUGAAAUAAAACCGAAUACUGCUAAAAGUGAUAGGAAAAAGCCUUCAAGUAAAAAAUCUCAAAUUAAACCUAAAGACAAAAUCACUGACACUAUAAUAGAAGAUGAAGUUAUUGAAGAUGACCUAGACAAAAGUCUAGGCGAUCAAUGUGUUGAUAAAAUAUUAAACUUGUUUCCCAAAACAAAUAAACUAAGUGUUGAAUCAAAAGACACACAUCAAUUAAAAGCAACUACCACUAAAAAGCUUACACAAAAAAUUAUAAAAAUGGAAGACAGAAUGAAGGAACUAUAG
Molecule: messenger RNA, 986 nt
Organism: Colias croceus (clouded yellow)
Lineage: Eukaryota; Metazoa; Arthropoda; Insecta; Lepidoptera; Pieridae
Exons: 3
Coding region: 120-986 (288 amino acids)
Source: RefSeq, a predicted model, not a curated record